Molecule: messenger RNA, 3718 nt
Organism: Tilletiaria anomala UBC 951
Lineage: Eukaryota; Fungi; Basidiomycota; Exobasidiomycetes; Georgefischeriales; Tilletiariaceae
Exons: 4
Coding region: 111-3692 (1193 amino acids)
Biological process (GO): mismatch repair
Cellular component (GO): nucleus
Molecular function (GO): mismatched DNA binding; ATP-dependent DNA damage sensor activity; ATP binding
Source: RefSeq, a predicted model, not a curated record
GACUGCAGAACAGCUCAUCAUCGGCAAUCAGAGUGGCAGCUGCUGUAGCAGCAUUCAACCUGCACACAAGAAAGGCCAGACGAUGCACUCGGGGGAAGGAUGGCUGAACAAUGCCCAAUUCCAACAAGCUCCGUGGUAACUUGACGAUCUCCUCCUUUUUCUCUCCGGUUCGGGUAACUGGCAGUGCCGGCGCAGCAGCCAACGCUGCAAGGAGUGUCAGCGCGGAAAACGGAAGCAGAUAUUAUGAGAAUGCAGUCAAUGAGACAUUCAGAGAGUUUGGUCCGCCCACGAAAAAGCUAAAACUGGACGUCAACAGCAAGGCUCUUGCCCAUUCCAGGAGCGAAAGCAACGUCCUCCUGACGGCUGCGGACAAACUCUCCCGCUGGCGAUUUGUCGAACCAUCAUGUUCCACUCACAUUGAAUCAUUAGGGCAGAACAAAGAACCGACAUCGGAUGGCAUUAGCGAAGAAAGCGUGGAUCAAUCAUUUGAAGAGCUCCAACGACAUGAAGCAUUCCGCAGAACGCUCUUGAGUGGCGAUGUGCUUUCCCGAAAUUUUGGCUACUUGAGCGAAACUGCCAGCCGCCCAGAAGCCUAUUUAGAGUGGAAACAGGACUUCAGUGCAAGCGGUGCGGGUGGCGAGGUUGCUGAAACGGAGUUUCAGCGUGACCGUGCCAAUUCGAUCAGUGAUGACAGCGACCUUGAAGAGAUACAGCAACAGGACAAGGGUGAGGGUGAGGGACUGAUACGGUUCAGCUUGCUGAAAUAUUCCGCACAUUCUGCCGAAGAUAAUGGGCGAAAGGCGAAAGUCCCUGCGGAUUGCACGAAGCCUGCAUUCAGAAGUGAAGCGAAAGGGAAAGCCAACGAGAAAGCAGUUGGUCCGUCCGGUCUACCGUACACGCCACUUGAGGAACAGAUUAUCGAACUUAAGCGCAACUAUCCUGGUGUGCUUUUGAUCGUCGAGGUCGGGUACAAGCUCAAAUUUUUUGGCGAAGAUGCACGAAUUGCUAGCCGCCACCUGAAUGUAGCCUGUUUUCCAGACCGCAACUUCCUCACUGCAAUGGUUCCAGUGCAUCGCCUUCAUGUGCACGUACGCACGCUCAUCUCAGCAGGCUACAAGGUCGGUGUCGUGCGACAGACCGAGACGCGAGCAUUGAAAGCCAUGUCAUCGAAUGCCUCCAAACCCUUCACUCGCAAGCUCACAGGCGUGUACACCGCAAGCACUUGGGUGGAAACCCUCUCCGCUGGCGGUGGUAUGGAUGGCGAUGUGGACGCCAACGGGCCUGGCAACUUAGCCAAUCACAGUCUAGUGGCAAUCGUUGAGAAGUCGGAGGACAGUAAGAACAACACAGAGGAACGUGUAACCAUUGGAAUUGUAUGCGUGCAAGUCUCCACGGGUCAGGUCAUCUGGGACCAAUUUGAAGAUACCAGGAUGAGGAGUGAACUCGAGACACGACUCGCGCAUUACAGUCCGAUCGAGAUUCUCAUGCCUCCGAAAGGCAGACUAUCGCGUCUCACCGAAAAGAUCAUGAAGUACACGGCAGGCAAAGGCACCAGCGAUGGCCGACCAAUUCGGACGGAGCGAUGGCCAGAGGACCAAAUUCUGUCUUACAACGAAGCACUCAACGUGGCCACUGAGACAGUACAGACAAGCAAGCAGGCGGAUGAAGCAGCCAAAUCGGCAAUGCUUGCGAUCAUCCUUUCACUUCCACAUCUCGCGCUGCUCAGCUUUGCCGCUUGUGUCUCGCAUCUCAAGUCUUUCGGACUUGAUGCACUCUUUCAGCGGGCCUUCAACUUCUCCUCCUUUGCAUCUCGUUCCACUAUGCUUCUCACUGCCAACACUCUCAAGAAUCUCGAGAUCUUCCGCAACGGGACCGACGGGCGGGAGAAAGGGUCUUUGCUCUGGCUCGUCGAUCGGUCUCAGACGGCGAUGGGCAAGCGUCUGCUCCGCAAGUGGCUCGGCCAACCGCUCACCGACAUGAAGGCGCUCAGGCAUAGAUUGGCCGCGGUGGAGGAGGUUGUAGACAAAUCAUCACAAUCUGCGACGCUUGGCAAGGCACUGAGAUUGCUCAAUGGCCUGCCCGACCUCGAGCAAGGCCUUGCGCGGCUAUCCUACGGACGGAGUUCCCCUUCAGAAUUCUCAAAAAUAUUGAUUGCGCUCAAUCGAGUCACUACAGAAUUCGACUUCAAGAGGGCAUCUGAUGUGCCACUGAGUAGUCAAAUGUUGACAGACGGCAUUUUCUCUCUUUCUGAGGGACGCGAAGUCUGCAAGCAAGCUCUUUCAGCGAUCAGCGUGGUCGCAGCGCGCGAAGACAAUAAAAUGGAUCUUUUCGCAGAUCCGGAGCAAUUCCCGUUACUUCAAGACGUCAAGGUCUUACUCAGUGUCAACGAGACAGAAUUCAAUGAGCACCUAAAGGAGCUGCGCAUCGAGCUUAAGAGACCUUCUUUGCAGUAUACCACUGUAGCCGAUAAGGAGUAUCUAGUCGAAGUUAGGAAGGGUGACGCAAACAAGGUUCCGUCCACCUGGAUUCGCAUCAACUCUACUACGAAAAUGGUCCGCUUCCAUUCGCCGCGCAUUGUCGCUCUUAUCAAACAACGUGACCAGCUCAAAGAGACAUUGCAGCUCGAAGCCGACAACGCCUACAAGACGUUUGUCCAGGAAUUCAUGAACACCUACAUCCCAUUGCGUAACGUAGUCGCUUCUCUCGCCACGUUGGACGCCCUGAAUUGUCUUGCGCGGCUUGCAUCGCUUCCGAACUUUUGCCGUCCUGAGAUGGUGGAAAGCCAUGCAGAGUCGACAGGCCUCAUUGAAUUGGAGGACUUUCGACAUCCGAUGAGCGAAGCGAUGCAUAUAUCCCACUACGUCCCUAACUCUAUCAAGCUUGGAGAGACGGGGUCGAAAGGAAUACUACUCACCGGCUCAAACAUGGGCGGUAAGAGCUCGACAGUACGAGCGAUCGCGCUGUGCGUCAUCCUUGCUCAGUGUGGCGCAUACGUGCCAGCCCGAUCAGCCCGUCUCAGCUUGCAUGACUCAGUGCUUACCCGGAUGGGAGCAAGCGAUGAUCUUGCAAACGGACGUUCUACCUUCCGGGUCGAGAUUGAAGAAACAGCUGAAAUUCUACGCGCAGCAACGGGGCGCUCGCUGGUAAUCCUUGACGAACUAGGUCGGGGAACCUCGACAAAUGACGGCACUGCCGUCGCAUACGCUGUCUUACGGGAGCUGAUGAGCCGACCCAUUUACAGAUGUCCAACCACUCUGUUCAUCACGCACUAUUUUUCUCUCGGCUCUGUCGCCUCACUUCCAGAUCUGCAAGGCAGGCUGGUCAACAUGUACAUGGCUUACUCCGAACAAGUCGAUGAGGAGACAGGGCGUCAGGAGAUCAUCUUCCUUUAUCGCCUGCGGAAGGGCAUGGCGAACAGCAGUUUUGGCAUCCAUUGUGCGUCCCUCGCUGGCUUACCCGAGCCACUUCUACAAGAAGCCACUUCUCAAGCGGAGCGUUUUGAGCAGGAGGUGGAGCAAAGGUGGAAGGAGAGACACCAUAAGCAUCUUGCUCGCAUUGCCAAGGCGUUAUGGGGGAGCCCGAAAGGGCAGUUGACCGAGGGCUUAAACUUCGUGUUGCAAGAUGUCGCCAUUGCAAGUUCCCAUCGAAGAAUUCAUGCCUGGGCACAGUGCAAGUACGCAACAUAUCAAUAGUAUUAUUUCGCGGGUCUUAAGUCAAU